UUAAUCUAAUAUAUGUUGAUAAUGCAGGUUCAUGCAACUUGACCUUGGCCAUCUUCGAAUUAAAAAUGAGGUUAGCUGGAUUGGAUCCCCUGAAAAAGAUCCAUCAGCAGUCCACAUUGAUGUUCUUGAUGCUGAGGUUGUAGGUAUUAAUAUGGCCGUUGGAAUUAAUGGAUGUAUUGGAAGACCAAUGAUACGUGAAGGCAGAGAUAUUCAUAUUUAUGUGCGCCGCAGUCUUCGGGAUGUUUUCCGGAAGGUCCCUACAUUUGUAUUGGAAGUUAAGAUAGGUUUGCUGCAUGGAGUGAUGUCAGAUAAGGAAUACAAUGUUAUUCUUGAUAGUCUCUACGUGAACUUUUCGGAGGAACCUAAACUUCCACCUCCAUUCCGUAGCAACAAAUCUGCUUCAAAAGAUACAAUACGACUGCUUGCUGAUAGAGUGAACAUGAAUAGUCAAAUACUCCUUUCACGCACAGUUACUAUAAUGUCUGUUGAAGUGGGCUAUGCGUUGCUGGAUUUAUGCAACGGAGUCCAUGAGGAAUCCCAUUUGGCUCAUAUUGCUCUUGAGGGUCUUUGGGUGUCAUACCGCAUGACGUCUUUAUCUGAAGCUGAUCUCUAUGUUACCAUCCCUAAGUUCUCGAUUUUAGACAGUCGUCCUGAUACAAAACCUGAAAUGCGCCUGAUGCUUGGAUCAUGCAGUGAUGCUCAUAAACAAAUGUCACCUGAUGUGAACAUUGAUCUUCCAACCUCAACAAUGUUCUUGAUGGAUUGUCGAUGGCGGACUUCAUCCAUGUCGUUUGUUGUUCGGAUUCAGCAGCCUCGCGUUUUAGUUGUUCCUGAUUUUCUACUUGCUGUGUGUGAAUACUUUGUUCCAUCUUUGGGAACAAUAACUGGCCGAGAAGAAGUGAUGGAUCCAAAAAAUGAUCCAAUUGUAAAAAACAGCAGCAUAGUUUUUUCUGCUCCUUUUCAUAAACAGGCUGAAGAUAUAGUGCACUUAUCCCCUAGUAGGCAGCUAGUGGCUGAUGCAGUGGGUAUUGAUGAAUACGUAUAUGAUGGUUGUGGUAAGACCAUCUGCCUCACCGUUGAGGAGGGGAAAGAAAUGCAUUCAUCUGAAGCGAAAUACAUUAUCAUUAUAGGACGGGGCAAGAGGCUUAGAUUUGUGAAUGUAAAAAUUGAGAAUGGGUUGCUAUUGAGAAAGUAUACAUACUUAAGCAAUGAUAGCAGCUACUUUGUGUCCCAAGAUGAUGGUGUUGAAAUUUUGUUUGUGGAGAGUACUAUUGAUACUGGCAAGAGGAGUCCGGAGAAUAUAGAAGAGUUGUUUUAUACUUCAGAUGCUGUCCAGAGUGGGGCAAGCCAGGCGCAAAGCUAUAGUUUUGAAGCGCAGGUUGUUUCUCCUGAAUUCACUUUUUACGACAGUAGCAAGUCAUCAUUAGACAACUCUUCAUAUGGUGAAAAGCUGCUUCGAGCAAAAGUGGACGUUAGCUUCAUGUAUGCUGCGAAAGAAAAUGAUAGAUGGAUACGGGGUCUCUUGAAGGAUCUAACUGUUGAGGCUGGUUCUGGGCUCAUCAUCCUUGAUCCAGUGGACAUAUCUGGUGGAUAUACUUCUGUCAAGGAUAAAACAAAUAUAUCGUUAUUCUCCACAGAUAUAUAUGCCCAUCUUUCUCUAGGUGUUAUAUCCCUUUUACUCAAUUUGCAAAUUCAAUUAGCAACAACGCUACAGUUUGGGAAUGCCGAUCCGCUGUCCCCUUGUACUCACUUCCAUCGCAUCUGGGUGUCUCCGAAAGAAAAUGGGAUUCUUAACCAUGUUACGUUUUGGAGGCCUCGAGCUCCUCCGAAUUAUGUCAUUCUAGGAGAUUGUGUGACCUCAAGGCCAAAUCCCCCGUCUCAAGCUGUUGUGGCCAUUAGCAAUACAUAUGGACGUGUUCGGAAGCCUCUUGGUUACGAGCUCAUAGGUAAAUUGUCUGGAACACAAGGAUCUACUGGUGUAGAUGAUGAGUGUUCUCUUUGGCUGCCAAUUGCACCAGCUGGAUAUAUGGCGGUGGGAUGUGUUGCUCACAUAGGCAGCCAACAACCUCCAAAUCAUAUUGUUCAUUGCAUACGCUGUGAUCUAAUAACAUCAACAACAUAUUCAGAAUGCUUAUUUAGUGCUGCUGUAAGUUCUUCAUUUAUAUCUGGGUAUAGCAUAUGGCGUUUGGAUAAUGCUCUUGGAUCGUUUUAUGCCCAUCAAUCUACCGAGCAUCCUCCAAAAGAAUCUUGUUUUGAUCUGAACCAUCUUCUCCUUUGGAGUUCAAGUUGGUAUCGUUCUUCCUCAAUAUAUCCUUCCAUUGAUCUUACAUAUGAACAUGAGUGCAUGCAACCACAUACAUCAGGGUGGGAUAUCGUCAGAUCAAUCUCUAAAGCAACCUCGUGCUAUGUAUCAACUCCAAAUUUUGAGAGAAUCUGGUGGGAUCGGGGAAGUGAUCUUCGUCGACCUGUUUCCAUAUGGCGGCCUAUAACACGUCCAGGUUAUGCUGUACUGGGUGACUGCAUAACUGAGGGCCUUGAGCCACCACCUCUGGGCAUGAUUUUUAAAGCUGACAACCCUGAAAUUUCUGCCAAUCCUGUGCAAUUUACAAAAGUGGCCCAUAUUCUAGUAAAAGGACUUGAUGAAGCUUUCUUUUGGUAUCCUAUUGCUCCUCCUGGUUAUGCUACCUUAGGGUGUGUAGUAACACGACAUGAUGAAGCACCACCUUUGGAAUCUUUCUGCUGUCCAAGGAUGGAUCUUGUUAGUGGAUCUAAUAUUGUUGAGAUUCCAAUCUCAAGAUCAUCAAGCUCAAAAGCUUCUCAAUGCUGGAGCAUCUGGAAAGUUGAAAAUCAGGCUUGCACAUUUCUUGCAAGACCCGAUAUGAAAAAGCCUUCUACAAGGCUGGCUUUUGCUAUCGGUGAUUCAGUGAAGCCCAAGACCAGGGAGAAUGUGACCUCUGAGAUGAAAUUAAGAUGUUUUUCCAUUACCUUUUUGGACAGCUUUUGUGGAAUGAUGACACCACUUUUUGAUGUCACAAUAACAAAUCUCAAACUUGCAACACAUGGUCGGAUAGAGGCGAUGAAUGCGGUACUCAUUUCUUCAAUCGCUGCUUCAACUUUCAACACACGGUUAGAAGCAUGGGAGCCAUUUGUGGAGCCAUUUGACGGGAUAUACAAAUUUGAGACAUAUGAGACAAAUAUUCAGUCAUCAUCAAGUCUUGGAAAAAGGCUGCGCAUUGCAGCAACUAGUAUCUUAAAUAUAAAUAUUAGUGCAUCAAAUCUUGGCACCUUGGCACAGACUGUCAAUUCAUGGAGGAAACAGAGAGAGCUCGAACAAAAAGCCAUCAAAUUACUUGAGGAAGCCCGUGGUCGUCAAGAUGCUGACCAUCAGAGUUCAACUCUUUCAGCAUUGGAUGAGGAUGAUUUUCAGACUGUAGUAGUAGAAAACAAACUUGGAUGUGAUAUGUAUUUGAAAAAAGUUGAGGAGAACUCUGAUGCAGUUGAAUUAUUACCUGCUGAUUCUUUUGCCUCUGUGUGGAUUCCACCUCCAAGGUUUUCUGACAGACUAAACGUUAUUGAAGAAUCAAGAGAUCAUAGGCGCUAUGUUACUGUUCAGAUUGUUGAAGCAAAGUCUUUACCUGUUGUUGAUGAUGGCAACAGUCAUAAUCUCUUCUGUGCAUUAAGACUGGUUGUGGAGAGUCAAGAUACAAGUCAGCAAAAGGUUUUUCCGCAGAGUGCCAGAACCAAAUGUGUGAAACCAUUAAUUGCGAAACUAAAUGGUCAAGAUGAGGGCACAGCUAAAUGGAAUGAACUAUUCAUUUUUGAAGUUCCCCGGAAGGGAUUGGCCAAGCUGGAAGUAGAGGUGACAAAUCUUGCUUCAAAGGCUGGUAAAGGUGAAGUCGUCGGUGCGGCCUCAUUUUCAGUUGGGCAUGGUUCUAGUGUAUUGAAGAAGAUUGCUUCUGUGAGAAUGCUGCAUUCAACAAGUAAUGCAGAGAAAAUUUUGUGCCACCCACUGAAAAGAAAAGGUCAGCUGAAUAAUGAGAGUGAUUCUCCUGGUUGCCUUUUUAUUUCAACUUCUUACUUCGAAAAGAAAACAACGGCGAACUUCCAAAAUGAUCUAGGGGAGAAGGAUGGUAUUGAGAGUGAUGUAGGUUUUUGGGUGGGUCUUAAUAAACACAGUCCAUGGGAAAGUAUUCGCUCAUUCCUUCCCAUGUCAGUGAUCACCAAAACAGUGAACAGUGAUUAUUUGGCUGUAGAAGUUGUCACCAAGAAUGGGAAAAAACAUGCAAUUUUCAGAGGACUUGCUACAGUAUGUAAUGAUUCGGAUAUUACGCUGGAAUAUUCGUCAUGUGACAUGUCCGUGAUUCACUCUCAAGAACGCAGAACACAUCAAGUUCAGGAGAGAGGAACAAGUGGUUUAAUUAGUCCUGGUUGUUCAUCUGUUUUGCCUUGGAAGUGCACAUUUAAGGAUUCUAAUAAUUGUUUACAAGUUCGUCCUUGCAUUGAUCAUUCUCAAACUGCUUAUGCAUGGGGCCAACCUGUUUUUUUGGGAUCUGGCUAUGUACUUGGAAAGGACCUACUUUCGAUUGAGCAAAGCACUCUAUCGAGGCAAAAUACUUUGAGACAGGGAAGCGGUCUACCUGUUUCACCUUUGAAGCUCAAUCAACUUGAAAAAACAGAUCUGCUUUUUUGUUGCCCUGGUGCCACAGGUAAACGGGCUUGGCUCUGCGUUGGUACAGAUGCUUCAGUUCUUAACACAGAGUUAAAUGCCCCUGUUUAUGAUUGGAAAAUAUCAAUUAGCUCCCCUCUGAAGCUGGAGAAUAGACUUCCGUGUGAAGCUGAGCUAAGAAUUUUUGAAAAAAUCAAAGAUGGAAGUAUCAUAGAGCGACAUCAUGGUUAUUUAGCUUCGCGUGAAACCAUGCACAUAUAUUCUGCUGAUAUAAGGAACCCUCUCUAUCUUAUGAUGUUUGUUCAAGGUGGUUGGGCUCUGGAAAAGGACCCUAUUAUGUUCUUGGAUCUUAUAAAUAAUAGCCAUGCCUCAUCAUUUUGGAUGGUCCACCAGCAGAGAAAAAGGACAUUGCGAGUAAGUAUUGAACGUGACUUGGGAGGGACGACUGCUGCUCCCAAAACCAUAAGGUUCUUCGUUCCUUAUUGGAUUACUAAUGAGUCCUACUUGUGUUUGGCAUAUCGGGUCGUGGAAAUCGAACCGGGUGAGAGUGCAAGUGUGGAUUCACUUGUGCUUUCUAGAGCUGCUAAGUCUGCUAAGUUAGCAUUGAGAAGUCCAUCUACUGUGGGACGUAAACAAAUAGGUCCCAGGAAAAUCAUUCAAGUUCUUGANAUGCUUUCUCCUCAAGACUAUGUAGGGCGUGGUGGUGUGGUGCUGUUUUCAUCUCGCAAUGAUUCUUAUCCUUCUUCGCGUGUGGGCAUUUCUGUUGCUAUUCAAAACUCUGAAAAUUUCAGUCCUGGUAUCUCUCUUCUUGAACUAGAAAAGAAGCAACGAGUAGAUAUCAAAGCGUUUGGGCCAAAUGGAAAUUAUUACAAGCUUUCUGCUGUGUUGCAUAUGACGUCAGACAGAACAAAGGUUGUACACUUUCAACCACAUACUUUAUUUCUUAAUAGGCUUGGCUGCGAUAUAUGCCUCUGUCAAUGUAAUUCUGAGUUGCUUGAAUGGAUACAUCCAACUGAUCCCCCGAAACAUCUUGCAUGGCAACAUGAUAAAGUUGAAUUGUUGAAGAUAAGGCUGGAUGGUUACAAAUGGAGUGCGCCAUUUAGUGUCGGUGCUGAAGGUCUGAUGUGUAUCUGCUUGAGAAGUGAAACUGGAAGUAGCUUAAUGCAUGUUAGGGUUGAAGUAAGAAGCGGUUCGAAAGAGUCACAUUAUGAAGUAGUUUUCAGGCCGAAGGCAUUUUCAAGUCCUUACAGGAUUGAAAAUCACUCUUUACUUCUGCCAGUUCAUGUUCGACAAGUGGAUGGAACAAAUGAUUCAUGGAGAGUUGUUUUUCCUAAUGCUUCUAUUUCUUUCUCAUGGGAAGAUCUUGGUCGUGAAAGAUUGAUUGAGCUCUUGAUAGAAGGGAAUGACCCUGCUUCUUCAAGAAAAUAUAAUAUUGAUGAGAUCUCUGAUCAUCAGCCCGCCCAUGCAGCUAGAAGACCCGAGAAAGCUUUACGUGUAACUGUACUAAAAGAAGAGAAAAUGAAUGUUGUCAGAAUCAGUGACUGGAUGCCAGUUAAUGAUACACUCACUAAUUUGAAUAGAAGCCCUUCAUCUUCACAUAUCUCUGGCAGUUCUCAUUCUCAGCAGUCUGUAUACACCUCAGAUUCUGAGUUUCAUGCCAUUGUUGAGGUUGCGGAGCUUGGACUAUCUAUUAUUGAUCAUACACCAGAAGAAAUAUUAUAUCUAUCAGUACAGAGUCUUGUGCUAUCUUAUUCAACUGGACUGGGUUCUGGAGUCAGCCGUCUGAAGGCAAGAAUGCGUGGCAUUCAGGUCGACAAUCAGUUGCCGUUAAGUCCUAUGCCAGUUCUCUUCCGACCACAAAGGAUUGAAGAGCACGCUGAUUAUAUCUUGAAGUUCUCCUUAACACAGCAGUCCACUGGAUCAUUAGAUUUGUGUGUCUAUCCAUAUAUAGGUUUCCAAGGACCUGAAAAUUCUGCAUUUUUGAUCAACAUUCAUGAACCUAUAAUUUGGCGCCUUCAUGGAAUGAUUCAACAGGCUAGCCUUAGCGGGUUAUUUGAUACACAAAGUACCUCUGUUUCUGUUGAUCCCAUAGUUCAAAUUGGUGCUUUUAACAUUUCGGAAAUCCGAAUCAAAGUAUCAAUGGUAAUGUCCCCAUCACAGCGGCCUGUAGGUGUUCUCGGGUUUUGGUCAAGUUUGAUGACUGCACUUGGGAAUACUGAAAAUAUGCCAGUUCGCAUUAAUCAAAGGUUUCUGGAAAAUGUAUCAAUGAAGCGUAGCAUUUUGGUUGGAAAUGCUAUUGCAAAUGUUAAGAAGGAUCUUCUUAGCCAGCCUCUCCAGUUGCUCUCAGGUGUUGAUAUACUUGGGAAUGCAAGUAGUGCACUUGGUCACAUGAGUAAAGGUGUUGCUGCCUUGUCAAUGGAUAAGAAAUUUAUUCAAAGUCGACAAAAACAGGAAAGCAAAGGUGUGGAGGACUUUGGUGAUGUCAUAAGAGAAGGGGGAGGAGCUUUUGCAAAAGGCCUUUUUCGUGGCGUCACUGGCAUUUUGACUAAGCCUCUUGAGGGAGCAAAAGCUUCAGGUGUCGAGGGUUUUGUUCAGGGUGUUGGGAAAGGAUUGAUUGGUGCUGCUGCUCAACCUGUUAGUGGUGUUUUGGAUCUUCUAUCAAAAACCACAGAAGGUGCGAAUGCUAUGAGGAUGAAAAUAGCAUCAGCUAUUGCUUCAGAGGAUCAACUCCUUAGGAGGAGGCUGCCUCGAGUGAUUAGUGCUGAUAAUCUGCUUCGACCAUAUGAUGAGUACAAAGCACAAGGCCAGGUAAUAUUGCAGUUAGCAGAAUCUGGAUCAUUUUUUGGCCAGGUUGACCUUUUCAAAGUGCGAGCAAAAUUUGCCCUGACAGAUGCUUAUGAAGACCACUUUAUGCUUCCUAAAGGAAGAAUAAUUGUUAUCACACACCGGAGAGUUUUACUCUUGCAACAACCUUCAAACCUUAUUGCACAAAAGAAGUUUAAUCCCGCAAGAGAUCCGUGUUCAGUUUUGUGGGAUGUCUUAUGGGAUGACUUGGUGACCAUGGAAUUGUCUCCGGGUAAGAAAGAUGCUAUGAAUGGCCCACCCUCACGGCUUAUUAUAUAUCUGCAAAGUCGAUCACUGGAAGGAAAGGACCAAGUUCGCAUCAUAAAAUGCCAGCCCAAUUCUAAUCAAACAUUUGAGGUUUAUUCAUCAAUCGAGCUGGCAAGGACUACUUAUGGGCCACGUGAUUCAAAGGUUAUGCUUAAGAGGAAAGUGACAAAACCGUAUUCACCUGGUGCUGAUUCUGCCAGCACUGAAGUAAUUUCUAAUAAAGAGGGAGGUGGAGCCUGGUCACCUCAACCAAUGCCAACUUCAACUUUUGGAAGCAGCGAACAAUGAACCGGAAAGUAGUAUAGAUGUGGUUGGGUAUCCGUUAUCACAACACAGCGUAAAUUCAUAUCAUGGCCCCCACCCCCGGUCUUCUUUUCCUCACACUUUGCUUGCAUUCUAUAGACAAAAUGGUGUGUUCUUUACUAGUUAGAGCUGCUUAUUGUUAAAGGAAUUUCAUUGCUGGUGGUAUUUCCUUCACUGCUGUGCAAGUUAACGUCAAGCUUCAACUUUCUCACUGUCGCCUCAUUUCUUGAUCUUGUUGUUGUGUGUGUUUGUGAACUCUUCUCUCUAAACCCCUUAAUCUGGCUUCACAAUUGCAUUGCAUACCCAAUGUUUUGUCAAGAAAUGUCAAGUUUGAAUUCUGAAUUAUUUUGUUGUAGCAAGUCUUUUAAUAUUUUUUUUUUCUUUACCAAAAUCUCUGUUGCAGGUUUUAGAGGCACUAUUCACGAAUUAAAAAAUAUUGGUGAGAUACAUAUGGAAGAGUUUUGUUGAAGUGUUGCUCGCGAGAUCAAUAGACUUGUUUGGCGAGCGCUUUGUCAAAUGUGAAGCCCUCCACUCCCUUGUGUAUAGCUCGGCUAGUGAAAUGUGAAUCCUUGCUGUACAGUCUUCUCCCCUUUUAAAAGUUAAUAUUCACACCUCCGGUUUAAGUGGCUUUUACUCCUAGGGAGGGCCAACAUUAAUUUUUGAAUGUGGUUGGCUUUUACUCCAAACUCAUACGACACUAACAAAAUCUUGAACGAGUUGUCUUUUUAAAAAUUGUCUGUGAAACAGACACCUGUUUGCUUAGUCUAAGAAAUUUAGUCUGUGAUGUAAAUGCAUUGUACAUGUAGCAUGCAACUCAUUAUGCAAGAGAAUGUGCCCAAGGACAUUUUUAAUGCCAAGUAAAUAAUUUUGUCCCUG
Cuscuta campestris is the source of this 8956-nucleotide messenger RNA. Lineage: Eukaryota; Viridiplantae; Streptophyta; Magnoliopsida; Solanales; Convolvulaceae. The record is from the annotation of a GenBank genome assembly.